Thunnus maccoyii (southern bluefin tuna) is the source of this 2707-nucleotide messenger RNA. Its product is annotated as GTPase IMAP family member 9-like. The record is from RefSeq and is a predicted model, not a curated record. Gene Ontology annotation, molecular function: GTP binding. NCBI's taxonomy places the organism in Eukaryota, Metazoa, Chordata, Actinopteri, Scombriformes, Scombridae. The coding region runs from base 1 to 1116 and encodes 371 amino acids. The transcript is spliced from 3 exons.
AUGGUAGCAGCGGCAGGACCCUGCUGGGGAGCAGCUGGAGAGUUCCGCUCCGCUGGCGCAGCCUCGGGCCUCACUGCCUCAGCUCUGGAUUGCCGACUGCACAGCAAGAUUGCACUUCAAAACCGAAACCACAGCUCUUCCCAGCCUGGAUCACUCACAACCGACGGGAUCGCCAGCUCACAAAGCAGCAAGCCAAAGAACCCCUCUUUCCCAUGGAGUGAGGCAGAGGAACCGGAGCUCAGGAUUGUGCUCGUUGGGAGAACUGGAGUUGGCAAGAGUGCAGCAGGAAACACCAUCUUGGCGAGAAAAUUUUUUAAAUCUAAGCUUUCUUCUUCCUCAGUGACAUCAUAUUGUCAAAAGGAAACAGCAGAGUUUGAUGGACAAACACUGGCUGUUGUUGAUACUCCAGGUCUGUUUGACACCGAUAAAACAAACGAGGAAGUGAUGAAAGAGAUCUUGAAAUGUGUCUCAAUGGCUGCUCCUGGUCCUCAUGUGUUCCUGGUUGUGCUCCAGCUGAACAGAUUCAUAAAAGAAGAAGAAGACACAGUGAAACUCAUUCAGAAGAUGUUUGGAAAACAGGCAGCAGAUUACACUGUGGCCUUGUUUACCCAAGGAGACAUGCUGAAGGAGGAAGGAGGCUCCUUAGAUGAAUUAAUUGGUGAAAAGGCAGCUCUUGGUAACUUCAUCAAGCAGUGCUAUGGAGGAUACCAUGUUUUUGAUAACAAACAGGAGGAUCCCUCUCAGGUCAGUGAGCUACUGAAGAAGAUCAAAAGAAUGAUUGAGAGAAAUGGAGGAGGAUACUACACCACUGAAAUGUUCCAAGAGGCUCAGAAAGCCAUAAAUGAAAAAAUGAAACAACUCCAAGAAGAAAAUCCAAAUAUGACAGACAAAGAAGCAAGAACACGUGCAGAGGAAGACAAUGCAUUUAUUUCCUUUGUUAAGGCAUUUGCUGCCGGAGGUGCUGCCGGAGGUGCUGCUGGAGCUGUUACUGGAGGAGGUAUUGGGUGGUUCGGGGGUCCAGUGGGAGCUUUAGCAGGAGCUGGAAUAGGAGCUGUAGCAGGAGCUACAGUGGGAGGUAUAACUGCAGUGAGAAAGAAGGCAUGCAUUAUUCAGUGAAUUUCCAAUAUGAAUCAGCCAUGAGCUUUAAACCAAUAUUAAAAUAUAGAUACAGGGAAUCAUUGUGGUAAGAAUUAUUUUUAGCUUUUUCAUAGAUUUUAUCAUCUCUACCAACAAUUUGUUUUCUGUUUACUUUAGAGCAUCUUCACUGUACAAAAUAUUCCUCUUUAUGAUUCGUUAUUCAUCAUGUCAUCAACGGGAUAUUUUUGAACUCUUCAGUCCAAAACAAGAGACAUGUCAUAUUACAUCUUAUGUCAUUUGUAAGUCAUUGAUGAUAAUUGACACACUGCAGUGCUGCACAGUUGCUGGAGGACAACAGAGGACAUAUGAAGUCUCAAAAUGGCAUCAAAAUAUGCUGAUAAAAAUAACACAAACUUUAAGUCAGACACAAUGUUGAACAGAUAUCUCAACCGGUUCUCAAUGCUGUUUUUGUUUUGUUUUGUUUUGUUGUUGUUGCUCUUUUUUGUAUUGUGAAGCAUCUUUGAGUACACCAAAAAGUGGUAAAAAAAUCUGAAUUGUUAUUAUCAUUUACUCCAACAAUUAUUACUAUAAUUGGCCAGUUAUAUAAUUUGGCUAAAGUUGCACACAUCCAGAAAGAAAGCAUGAUUUCUGGACUCAUGUUGGUCAUUCUAUGACAUACCUAACAGAUGAAGUUGCCCUUUUCACAGCCCAUCAGUGUAUAUUGUGUGAAGACAGUUAGAACCUGACUAGCAGGGAGACAGUCAGUGCAGUAUGAGCUCACAGCUUUAAUGCUGCCCUCCUAGAGAUUGACGGUUCAGUGUCCUUCCCCCAAUUCUCUGUUCUCUUGAUCAUUUUUACUUUUCUUUGUAAAAUUUUAGAACAUCAUUUUGUCGCUUGCACUAGUGACAAUUUUAACACAUCACUGACUGACACUUACAACUUGUUGUCAUGUUAAUGAUAUCAUACCUCUUUUGAUUGGACCUGGGUGACCACACACAGGAACAAGCAUGCACACACAGCUCUGUGUAGUCUCAAAGUCUACAACAUCACAUAUUGUAUACUGCUGCAUACCAAUCUUUAUAUAUUAUAUAGUAUGCUGCUCUCAGUUUCAAGCUGAGCAUGUAUGAUCCAUCCAUACACAUAGUCCUGAUUUCAUUUUUCCGGUCCUUGAGAUAUCAGUUUCUGAGAUUUCUUUCACCCUUCCAAUAUAAUAGAGGAAAGAGAAAUUUAGUUUUUGAAGUUCACAGCAUUAAAAAUAGUAUUUUCAGAAUAUUAUACAGCAUAAUCAUAUCAUUCCAGAUGCAAUGUCCUGGUUAAUAUCCAUAAUAUCUGGAUAUCCAUAGAACAUAAUGUCUAGAGUUUCAUUGAGAUUAUUUUUUAUAAUUUGGGUGAACUGGUCCUUUAAAACGACAUUUUACAUGAAUGAACUGAUUUAUAAUCUGUGGUUUCAAACUGUCAGUAAAUAUUAGCUUUGUUAAAGACAAUGGGAACUCUGUGUACUCUGUGCUAGAUCAGAUGAGGAGGAAGGAAGAGAAAGAAUGUUUAUUGGGUAGGUAAAAAUGUGAAACACAGAACUAUGUUAAAAUUUUGCUUCAUGUAUCUCAUGUAUUUUGUCUAUUCCACCAUGUUA